GCGACAGCCGCGAGGUCCUCUGAGCGAAGAUGGCGGCGGUGGAGUCGAAGUCGGUGCUGUUCGUGUGCCUGGGAAACAUCUGUCGCUCUCCAAUAGCUGAAGCAGUUUUCAGAAAACUUGUAAGUGAUGAAAAGCUUGAACAUAAGUGGAGGAUAGACAGUGCAGCGACAUCUGCCUAUGAAAUAGGAAGCCCUCCUGACUAUCGAGGACAGAAUUGCAUGAAGAAGCAUGGCAUUACCAUGAAUCAUAUUGCCAGGCAGAUUACUAAAGAGGAUUUCCAGACCUUUGAUCAUAUACUUUGUAUGGAUGAGAGCAAUCUAAGAGAUUUGAACAGGAAAAGCAACCAAGUUAAAGACUGCAAGGCCAAAAUUGAGCUACUUGGAACUUACGAUCCACAGAAACAGCUUAUCAUUGAAGAUCCGUACUAUGGGAAUGAAAAGGACUUUGAAACUGUUUACGAGCAGUGUCUCAGAUGCUGUAAAGCAUUUUUGGAAAAGUAUCAUUAAUGCUUCAUCAUAUAAUUUCUAAAAGAAAAUAAUUAGCUUCUUCUGAAAUAUGUAAAGUUUUCUUGAUUGAUGUAUUAUUUAAAUUGUAAAAUUAUGCCUCUACAUUCGAUACUUACUCAGUUUGAUUUUGUAUUUUAGCUGUUCUGUCAUCUAAUGAAAAAAUAUAGAAAGGUUUCAGUUGGAUAAUAUAAUCAACCAUGUUGUCACACAUCAAUGUAGUUAUAAAUUCAGGAUAAAUUUUUCUGUAAACUCUUCCAGUGCUUUCUCAUAAGCACUACAAAAGUGACACCUUGCUUCUUUAUAUGUAAUGCUAACUGAACCGAGGUCUUGUCAUUCUGUCCUCAGUGAGUUGAUUUCAGUCAAUUUUCAGUGGUAGUCUGUGAGAUAAUAAUUGAUGUGUAUCUUAGGUGUGUCAUCCCAGUAUCAUCAGGCAGCCUUAGGAUGGAAGCUGUUUCACGUAGAGCCUGCUAGACUAAAAGAUCUGCUGCCUGAUAGAACUAAGUCUUCCUUUGCUCUUCUGGUCAGUUCCUAGCACACUGACACAAGCACAUGUAACACAGAAUUCACUUAGAGGAGAAGACAUACCAGCUUAAAAGCCGACAUGUGAAAUUACACUUUCUAUCUCACAGUAGUAAAAUACUCAAAUCCAUGCAAAUACAAUGGAUGAGAAAUUUGCUGUAAUCCCAGUUCCUACAUGAGGGUCAGACAGUAUUUCCAGAUUUACUUAGGAGAACGUACAGCCUGUCUAAAGUGUUCUUUGAGAGUAUAGUUCAGUGUAAAGACAGUCCAUCUGUAGUACAAUAGUAAAUUAGGAGAAGGCCAGUAAGACAGUUCUGCGCUUGGACAAAAUUUGAAUGUUUUGUAAAAGUCUGUGCCUGCUUUUCUGAACAUCACCCUUCCUGUCUGCCUUAGACAUGUAAAUGUACUGAGAUUAGUAAUAUACAUGAUACCAUGAUGAUUUUCCUGUUUUGAAUAUUCUCAGCAUUGGUAUGAACUAGCAUUACCACAUUAUCUGUAAAACUGGAUCUAUAAAAUUUGUUUUCUUAUUUA
This is a messenger RNA of Sturnus vulgaris (Common starling), 1556 nucleotides long. RefSeq names its product acid phosphatase 1 (gene ACP1). The record is from RefSeq and is a predicted model, not a curated record. Gene Ontology annotation, molecular function: non-membrane spanning protein tyrosine phosphatase activity; acid phosphatase activity. Gene Ontology annotation, biological process: protein dephosphorylation. NCBI's taxonomy places the organism in Eukaryota, Metazoa, Chordata, Aves, Passeriformes, Sturnidae. Gene Ontology annotation, cellular component: cytoplasm.